CACCGGUGCCGUAGUCGUGUGGCGGCGGAGGUCAGUGGAAGGAGGUGUGCGUUGGAGGGGUAUCUACCGUACAAUGUCAUUAAAAAUCAUUUAAAAACUCUGCUCUUGGUGAAAAUGUCGACAGGACCUGUUGGUAGCUUACACUGCAAUAAAGCAGGCUCCGUCCAAAGUGCUUGAGAGGCGAGCGGUGCAGCCCCGGAAGCGGCCCCGAAGCCGCCCGUCCGUUUUGUCCUCCACGCUGCUUGAAGCGGGCUGGUUUCACAAUGCUGCAGUGAAACACGCCGACGACAAGGACCGAGCCACUGCACCUCCGCGCCAGGACUGCUGUACCGGACUGGAACCACAGCACCCCCAAACCAUGCGGAAAGACGUGAGGAUACUGCUCGUAGGGGAACCCAGAGUUGGGAAAACCUCCUUGAUUAUGUCACUGGUCAGCGAGGAGUUCCCAGACGAGGUCCCUCCUCGGGCUGAAGAGAUCACAAUCCCUGCUGAUGUCACCCCAGAAAGGGUCCCUACUCAUAUAGUUGACUAUUCAGAAGCAGAACAAACAGACGAACAGCUUUAUCAGGAAAUAUCAAAGGCCAAUGUUAUUUGCAUAGUGUAUGCAGUCAACAAUAAAACUUCCAUUGAGAAGGUCACUAGUCAGUGGAUUCCUCUAAUCAAUGAUAGAACAGACAAGGAUAGCAGAGUGCCUCUGAUACUGGUUGGAAACAAAUCGGACCUGGUGGAGCACAGCAGCAUGGAAACCAUCCUUCCCAUUAUGAACCAGUACACUGAGAUCGAGACUUGUGUUGAGUGUUCAGCAAAGAACUUGAAGAACAUCUCUGAGCUGUUCUAUUACGCACAGAAGGCUGUUCUACAUCCCACGGGCCCCCUGUACUGCCCCGAGGAAAAAGAGAUGAAGCCUGCUUGCAUUAAAGCCCUGACACGCAUCUUCAAGAUUACAGACCAGGACAACGAUGGGAUUCUUAACGAUGCCGAACUCAACUUCUUUCAGAAGACAUGCUUUAACACCCCCCUGGCUCCUCAGGCCUUGGAGGAUGUGAAGAACGUGGUCCGGAAGAACGUGAGUGACGGGGUGUUUGAUAAUGGACUGACACUGAAAGGCUUCCUGUUUCUCCACACGCUGUUUAUCCAGCGAGGGCGGCAUGAGACCACGUGGACAGUGCUGCGUCGAUUCGGAUACGGUGAUGAUCUGGAGCUCACUCAGGACUACCUGUUCCCUCUGUUAAAAAUCCCACCAGAUUGUACAACGGAAUUAAACCACAAUGCAUAUCUCUUCCUUCAGAGUGUUUUUGACAAACACGAUUUGGACAGGGACUGUGGUUUGUCCCCCGAUGAGCUGAAGGAUCUAUUCAAAGUCUUCCCCUACAUGCCCUGGGGUCCAGAUGUCCAUAACACAGUCUGCACCAAUGACAGAGGCUGGAUCACCUACCAGGGAUACCUGUCUCAGUGGACGUUAACAACGUAUCUAGAUGUGCAGCGCUGCCUGGAGUACAUGGGCUACCUGGGGUACUCCAUUAUAUCAGAGCAGGAGUCGCAGGCUGCGUCUGUUACUGUGACGAGAGACAAGAAGAUUGACCUCCAGAAGAAGCAGACUCAGAGGAACGUUUUCAGUUGUAACGUCAUCGGGAUGAAAGGCUGUGGGAAGAGUGCCUUCCUUCAAGCCUUCUUGGGGCGCAACCUGAUGAGACAGAGGCAGAUCAGAGAGGAUCACAAAUCCUUCUACGCAAUCAGCACCACUUAUGUGUACGGCCAGGAGAAAUACUUACUGUUACAUGAACUGCUCACAGAUUCAGAAUUUCUCUCUGAUCCCGAGAUUGCCUGCGAUGUCGUCUGUUUGGUGUACGACUCCAGCAACCCCAGUUCAUUUGAAUUUUGUGCAAGGAUAUUCAAGCAACACUUCAUGGACAGCAAGACUCCGUGCAUGAUCGUCGCUGCCAAGUCCGAUCUGCACGAGGUGAAGCAGGACUGCAGCCUCUCCCCCUUGGACUUCUGCAGGAAACACAAAAUGCCUCCUCCGCAGCCCUUCACCUGCAACACUAUGGAUGUCCCAAGCAAAGACAUCUACAUCAAACUGACCACCAUGGCCAUGUACCCCCACGCCAGCCUACGCUGCAUGUGCACCUGCAACAGGUGCACCUUCUGCAUCUGUCACAACUUCCUCAACUCAGACUUGAUGCAUUCUGUAAAGACCAAACUCUACACUGCCGUUCUCAACAGACACGUGAUGCAGGCAGAUCUGAAGCGCUCCACUUUCUGGCUGCGGGCCAGUGUGGGAGCCACCAUGUUCGCUGUCCUGGGAUUCGCCAUGUACAGAGCGCUUUUGAAGCAGCGGUGAUCCUAAAGGAAAGCAGGCAACAACACCACCAUCGCAAAGCAACUCAAACUUUUAUAGAUGGAUAUAUAUAUAUACAUGCAAACAUAAGAGUGCUUCGAAGUCUGCAAAUAUCAAUUAUUUUAAUUAUUAUUAUUAUUAUUAUUAUUAUUAUUAAUAAUAUUACUGUUUAUUUAAAUAUGCAACUGUAUGACUUUCUCCACAACAUGUUGUUUUGUU
Molecule: messenger RNA, 2557 nt
Organism: Polyodon spathula (Mississippi paddlefish)
Lineage: Eukaryota; Metazoa; Chordata; Actinopteri; Acipenseriformes; Polyodontidae
Product: mitochondrial Rho GTPase 1-like
Exons: 20
Coding region: 359-2341 (660 amino acids)
Biological process (GO): mitochondrion organization; small GTPase-mediated signal transduction
Cellular component (GO): mitochondrial outer membrane
Molecular function (GO): GTPase activity; GTP binding; calcium ion binding
Source: RefSeq, a predicted model, not a curated record